GAAAUGACCAAUCAGAUUAGCGCUACGUCUUACGCUAGCUAGCGUGCUUACUAGCCAGUUAGUUGUCAACCUAGCUCCAGCUGUAAGGCAGCAGCGGCAGGGAAGCAGAACAGGUGAUGUUCAGGGUUAAAAUGUGCUGGAGCCGGGUUCUUCUCACCGGUUGGGUUCUACUGGUGCAGCUGCAGUGUUUACAGGCAGUUCCUAUUGGGAUCGAUAAGACUAAAAUCAAAGAGCCAGAGAAAACCACGGACGGGCCACCAGUGAGUACGGACACCGGACUGCACUAUGACCGCUAUCUCAGAGAAGUCAUUGAUUUUCUUGAGAAAGAUCAGCAUUUCAGAGAAAAGCUCCACAACACAGACAUGGAGGACAUUAAGCAAGGUAAGCUGGCAAAGGAGCUGGACUUUGUCAGCCAUCAUGUCCGAACAAAACUUGAUGAGCUAAAGCGGCAGGAAGUAAACCGACUGCGGACGUUGAUUAAGGCCAAACAAGACCUAGAGGGAGGAAAUGACAUCGCAGUGGACCACCAAGCUCUCCUAAAGCAGUUUGAGCACCUGAACCACAUGAACCCACACACGUUUGAAGUUGAAGACUUGGAUCGGCUCAUUAAAUCGGCCACAAAGGAUCUGGAGAACUAUGACAAAGAAAGACAUGAGGACUUCAAGAAGUACGAGAUGAUGAAGGAGCAUGACAGACAAGAGCAUCUGAAAACCCUGGAUGAAGGCGAGCGGAAGAAAGAGGAGGAGCACUAUGAGGAAAUGAGGAAGAAACACGCUGAUCAUCCUAAAGUCAACCACCCAGGCAGCCAGAAUCAACUAAAGGAGGUGUGGGAGGAAGCUGAUGGCUUAGAUCCUGAUGAUUUUGACGCAAAAACCUUUUUCAACUUGCAUGAUACAAACGGAGACGGAUUCUUUGAUGAACAAGAGCUCGAGGCAUUGUUCACCAAAGAGCUGGAAAAAAUAUAUGACCCCACUAAUGAAGAGGACGAUAUGGUGGAGAUGGAAGAAGAGCGGUUGCGCAUGAGAGAGCAUGUUAUGAAUGAGGUGGACUCCAACAAAGACCGGUUGGUUUCUAUGGAUGAGUUCCUGGUUGCUACAAAGAAGAAAGAGUUUCUGGAGCCGGACAGCUGGGAGACUUUGGAGCAGAACCAGGCCUAUACAGACGAGGAGAUGAAGGAGUUCGAGGAGCAUCUCGCUCAGCAAGAGCAGGACCUCAGUCAAAGAGCUGAUGACCUGCAAAAGCAGAGAGAUGAGCUGCAGAGGCAGCAGGAGCAGCUUAACGCACAGAAAAUAGAACUCCAGCAGGCUGUGGAACAUAUGGAACGCCUCAAGUCGCAGAAUGCAGCGCCCCCUCCAGAGGUUCACAUUGAAGGAAACCCCAUCUCAGAGAUGCAUGCAGUUGACAACCAGCAGCACAUUGCUCCAGGUGCUCAUCAAGACACGUACCAACCUCCUCAAGAUGAUUACCAGGGACUUCGUACGCAGGAGGAGCACCACGCUCCGCAGGAGGAGCACCACGCUCCGCAGGAGGAGCACCACGCUCCGCAGGAGGAGCACCACGCUCCGCAGGAGGAGCACCACGCUCAGCAGGAGGAGCAGCAUGUACAGCAACAUCAAGACUUACCUGAGCAGAUUCAUCACAAUGCACAACCAGGACAUCAUGAAGUUGCACACGACCAGAUUAUCCUGCCGUAACAAUGCUGUCAAGAAAUCAACACAAGACUUUGGCUGCACUUGCAAAGGAGAAGUCCCUCCUGGGCUUGAAACCACUUUAACCAGUGCAACCAGCAUACAGGUUUUUCAGUACAGGGCGACACAAAAAAAUCUUACGUUUUUAUUAUGAGGAAACAUCUGAUUACCUAAGGGAAUUAAACAUUUUUAAAACAACCUGCUGCAGACAUAUUUAUCAGAUUAUGCAUAGAAAAUACAAAGAAAUGGCUGUAAUGAUGAUGAUGAUGAUGAUUCUGGAUUGUUUAUUACUGAACGUCUAAAUGUGUCCAGCUGCUGUUUACAGAAACCUGACAGGGUUUUAUUUAAGAGGUUGUCAGAUUUGUGCAGCGUGCUUUUUGAGGUUAAGUUCUAAGAAAUCGUUGUCAAUUUUAGCCUUACGUUGAUUUUUUUAUUCCAGGGCAGGACCGUUUUAAGUUAAAGGUGGACUUUUUAGAUAAAUGACGCACAUCACUAGUUUAGCAGUGUGUUUCUCCUAGUGUUCUCUGUUUUGGAAGCUAAAAGCAAGCGGCAGUAUGACGUUUAUUUUUUUUUCUUUUAGUUCAAAAGAUACACAAAAUAUUUAAAAAAAAUCAUAUAUUGAAUUUACAUACUGUACUAUAAAUCUUUGUUUUAGACAGAAAAAAACUAUUUGAUGCAGCUAAGUACAUUAACUGGCAAUUCGAUCUAAAAAAAUAAUCUUUUGUUAGACUAAGUGGGUAAAUGAUAAAGUAAAAAAUAUGUGCUCUAGUCUAAACAGACCCACCUUUUGUUGCUGCAGCUGCUCUCCACUGGCCUAUUAAUGGUGCUAAUUAAGAAAGAAUUAGUAAAAAACAUUUUGUUCAUUUGAUUAAAUGCUUUGUGGAUGAUUUUUUGCUAAACAAAUGCUCAAAGCAUCUAUUUAAAAAUAUAGGUGGCGACACACGAGUCAUGUUAUAAAGUUAAACUUACAAAAAUAGUUUUUAAGUGAGGUUCAUUUAAAUAAGUCAUUUUUCAUACUUUGGAUCAUUUUUAAAAAGUAAUUUUAGUUAAAUUUUACCAUUUUAAUUGGGAAGCAAUGCAUGAUUUGACUACAGCCUAGGUCAGGUGUGUCCAAACCUUUUAAGACAAAGGCCAAGAUUAUCAAGGUGAAACUCCUCAUAGGCCACAAAAAUAGGAUUUUUUUAUUUUAACAAGCAAAAAAUGUAGAAUUGUAUUUGUACUGUUCCUAAAAAGGCCUACAAUGGACAUAUAGGUGAAAAUCAUAUGAUUAAAAAUGUCUUAUCUUCAUCAAAACAGCCUGCUGGAGAGACAAAAUGAAGUAAACAGAUAUUUUAUCGCUACAUUCUACUGGAGAAGCUACCUGCGCCACAGAGGACCUCUCCCAUGGGAGUCUUCUGGUACUUUUGUCUACAAAACUUUCAAUUUGCCGACUCGUGUUCUCUGUGUGGUCGUCUGGAGUGAUGCUUUAUGAUUUGCACAAAAUGUUUGGGUGGGCUUGCUGCUGAAUACAAGUCAUUGGAUACCUUAAACCUCAAGAUAAUAAAAAGCGUUUACCUUUU
Messenger RNA from Nothobranchius furzeri (turquoise killifish), 3247 nucleotides. It is a transcript of the gene nucb2a, whose product is annotated as nucleobindin 2a. The record is from RefSeq and is a predicted model, not a curated record. Gene Ontology annotation, molecular function: calcium ion binding. Gene Ontology annotation, cellular component: extracellular exosome; endoplasmic reticulum-Golgi intermediate compartment. NCBI's taxonomy places the organism in Eukaryota, Metazoa, Chordata, Actinopteri, Cyprinodontiformes, Nothobranchiidae.